Acanthosepion pharaonis is the source of this 705-nucleotide messenger RNA. The record is from the annotation of a GenBank genome assembly. NCBI's taxonomy places the organism in Eukaryota, Metazoa, Mollusca, Cephalopoda, Sepiida, Sepiidae.
AUGCGUCUUGGUCCGUUGACACGCGUCCCAUCCUCCCGUUCAUCUGACUGCAAGUCGGGCUCAUCACUUGUGACAAGAGUCAAUCUAUCUAUCUAUCUAUCUAUCUAUCUAUCUAUCUAUCUAAGGGGCGUCACAAUAUCUUUUUUCUUUCUUUUAAAUAAUAUGUUUUAUAUAGCCGAUGACACCUUUUCGUUGUUAAUCUACUACACUUGUUAUAUUCACUUUCUUUCUUUCCUGCUGUUAUAUUCUCUUUCUUUUGCUGAAAUAUUCACGUUCUUUUUUGCUGGCAUAUUAACUUUCUUUCGUUCUUUCUUUCUUUCGUUCUUUCUUUCUUUCUUUCUUUCUUUCUUUCUUGUCAUUAUAUUCUCUUUCUUUUUUUUUUUUGACAUAUUCACGUUUUUUCUUGUUGGCAUUUUCUUUCUUUCUUCCUUUCUUAUUGGUAUAUUCUCUUUAUUUAUUUCUUUCUUUCUUUUAUCUUUCUUUCUUGUUGAUAUAAUCUCUUUCUUUUUGUUGACAUAUUCAGGUUUUUUCUUGUUGGCAUAUUCAUUUUCUUUCUUUCUUUUUUUUUCUUUCUUUCUUUCUUGUUGGUAUAUUCUCUUUCUUUUUUGUUGGCGUCUUCACGAUCUUUCUUGUUUGCAUAUUUACUUUCCUUCUUUCCUUCUUUCUUUCCUUCUUUCUUUCUUUCCUUCUUUCUUUUCAUUUUAG